UGUGUUUUGUUGACGUUUGUCGGUCGGUGGCUUUUUGCGGAUGAUUUUCAGACUUUCUCCAGCCGCUGCUGCAAUGUCAUCGGCCUCUGGCAACUAGCAACCUGGAAGCGACACAGCCGUCAGGCUCCGCUGCCAAUGCGCUUAGCUCUUCCAGAUGUAGCCGCAUAUCAACGGUAAGGGUGAAGGAAGAAGGCUUGGAGUGAUGUUUCACUCACCGGUGUAGAAAAAUAAGGAGGAAACUGUUUAUCACCUCGACUGGAGGGGAGAAAGGGAAAGAAAGACCCCGGUUCAUAUUCCGAACCUGUUUCAUUUUAAGGCUCCUAUUGAAAGCUGGCUGGUUGGUGCCUUAAGUCCACUCAGAUAUGGCUAUCUUGAGACAAUUUAGACUGCUGGUGUGGAAGAACUAUCUUCAGCAGAAACGUCAGAUCCUUGUAACUCUGGUGGAGAUCCUCCUGCCACUGCUUUUCUCCGGCAUCCUCAUCGUUCUGCGUCAGAAGGUGCCCUUUCAGGACUACCCGAAUGCCACCAUCUAUGAAAGCUUCGCUGUCGACAGCUUACCUAAACGUUUUCUGCGAGACCUGCAGCUGGGCUAUGUGCCCGGUAACUCCAGCGUGGUGCGUCAGGUGGCAGAAGACGUGCGAGCUAGCCUGUCUCUGGCCUCAGUGCGUGGGUUUGAGACAGAGGAGCAGUUUGAGAAGCAUGUCAAAACCGACCCUCUGUCGCACAAGCUAUUGGCUGCUGUGGUCUUUGAACAGCCCUUCAGUCGUGACGAUGAACCCCUACCCCUGCAGGUGAGCUACCACCUUCGCUUCACCUUCACUCCACGAAAUGCGCCUCCUAGAGAGAAGUCUGAACUAAGCCCAAACAGCGACCUGGACUGGCACACCAUCAGCCUCUUUCCCCUUUUCCAGCUGCCAGGGCCCAGAGAGCAGCAUGACAAGGAAGGUGGAACACCAGGUUAUUUCCGUGAGGGCUUUCUGGCCGUCCAGCAUGCAGUAGACCGCGCCAUAAUGCGAUCCCACAACAGAACGGGAGCAGACCAUCUGCUGGGACAGACCAGGGUAGUUCUGUCCCGCUUUCCAUACCCGAACUUUAUCUAUGAUGUCUUCAUCUUGGCCAUUCAGAACCAGCUGCCACUUCUCUUGGUGCUCAGCUUCACUUAUACGUCCCUCAACAUAGUGCGAGCCGUGGUGCAGGAGAAGGAACGGAAACUCAAGGAGUACAUGAGGAUGAUGGGCCUCAGCAACUGGCUGCAUUGGAGCGCAUGGUUCCUGAUGUUCUUCCUCUUUCUUUCCAUUUCAGUAUUUUUUGUUACCCUGCUCCUCUGUAUCCAGGUGAGUCCAAAUGGUGCUGUGCUGAACUACAGUGACCCCACGCUGGUCUUCGUCUUCCUGCUCGUCUUCACUGUGGCCACCAUCAACUACAGCUUCAUGAUCAGUGCCUUCUUCUCACGAGCCAAUGUGGCAGCAGCAGCAGGAGGCUUCAUCUACUUCCUCAGCUACCUGCCUUAUUUAUUCCUGUGGCCUCGCUAUGACUUACUGAGCCAUGCUCAAAAGGUGUCGGCCUGCCUUAUCUCCAACGUGGCCAUGGCCAUGGGAGCACAGCUUAUAGGAAUGUUUGAAGGCAAAGGUACAGGAAUACAAUGGUCGAACUUGUGUGACUCUGUGACCGUGGACGAUGACUUCUCCAUGGCCCAGGUUCUUUCUUUGCUGCUGUUUGACGCGGUGCUUUACGGCCUGGUGGCCUGGUACAUGGAGGCUGUGUUUCCCGGGGAAUACGGAGUGCCUCUUCCAUCCUACUUCUUUUUACUGCCUUCAUACUGGUGCAGCAGCCCUCGUGUGGCUUUGUUGAACGAGAAGGAAGAAGAAGAAGAUGCAGAGAAAGCUAUGAAGGGAGAGUUUAUGGAGGAGGAGCCAGCUGGAGUAGUGUCUGGAAUAAAGAUUAAACACCUCACUAAGGACUUCAAAGUAGGAAACAAGACACGACAGGCUGUGCGAGAUCUGACGUUGAACAUGUUUGAGGGGCAGAUCACAGUGGUGCUUGGACACAACGGUGCCGGGAAGACCACCACGCUCUCCAUGCUUACAGGUCUGUUUCCACCCACCAGUGGCAGGGCGUACAUAAACGGCUACGACAUCUGUCAGGACAUGGCUCUGAUCCGACGCAGUCUGGGUCUCUGUCCCCAGCACGACGUUUUAUUUGAUAACCUCACAGUGAGAGAGCAUCUGCUCUUCUACGCGCAGCUAAAAGGCUUUCACAAGGAGCAGAUUUCAGAUGAGGUGGAUCGGAUCAUCUCCAUCCUGAAUCUUGAGGACAAGCGUCAUUCUCGCUCCAAGACCCUCUCUGGUGGCAUGAAGAGGAAGCUCUCUAUCGGCAUCGCCCUCAUUGGAGACUCCAAGGUUGUCAUGCUAGACGAGCCCACGUCGGGUAUGGAUCCAUCGGCACGGAGAGCCACCUGGGACCUUCUGCAGGGAGAGAAACGAGGUCGCACCAUCCUCCUCACCACUCACUUCAUGGAUGAGGCCGACCUGCUCGGCGACCGGAUCGCCAUCAUGGCGGGGGGUGAGCUGCAGUGCUGCGGAUCACCACUCUUCCUUAAGAACAAAUAUGGUGCUGGCUACCACAUGGUGAUCGUCAAGGAUGCACUUUGUAAUGUGUCUGAGAUCACUCGCCUUGUUCACAUGUAUGUUCCCAAUGCUACACUGGAGAGCAGCGCUGGAGCAGAGCUGUCCUACAUCCUGCCUAAAGAAAGCACCAGCAAGUUUGAGCUGCUGUUUGCUGAGCUGGAGAUGAAUAAGGAGGAACUUGGUAUUGCAAGCUAUGGAGCCUCAGUCACCACCAUGGAAGAAGUUUUUUUGAGAGUGGGGAAGCUUGUUGAUACUAGUUUGGACAUUCAAGCAAUCCAGCUGCCGGCUCUUCAGUACCAACACGAGAGACGCUCCCAUGAUUGGACCACAGAUGACGCCAGCAGCAUCAGCGGCCUGACAGAUGUCACAGAUUUCACAGACAGCGGCACACUCGUGUCUGAGGAUGGGUCAAAUAUUAAACUGAACACAGGGGUAAGACUCCACCUGCAGCAGUUUUAUGCCAUGUUUCUGAAGAGGGCACUGUACAGCUGGAGGAACUGGAAGGUGAUGGUGGCUCAGUUUUUGGUCCCUUUGAUCUUCACUGUUGUGGCCUUAGUAGUGGCGCGCACCCUUCCCAACCACCAGAAUGCUCCACAGCUGAGACUGGACCUCAGCCGCUACGGUCCCACCAGGGUCCCAGUGGCCCUGCAGCCUGAGGCGGGUCCCCUUGCAUCUUCUCUUGCCAAUAUGUAUGCCUCCCAGCUCCUGGCACAGCUGGGCGAGCUCCAAAAUAUCACAGACUUCACUGAUUAUGUCCUGACGCAAGCAAAAGCAGAAGGUGGAAGCUUCAAUGAGCGCUGCGUGGUGGGUGCUGCCUUCCUAGGCAGGAGCAGCUGCUACUCGGAAGCUACAGCCUAUUUCAACAACCAGGGCUACCACACGCCUGCCACAGCCCUCAUGAUGGUGGAUAAUGCUCUGUUCAGACUCUUAGCCGGGCCCAACGCAUCUAUCCUGACAGGCAAUUACCCCAUGCCUAGAAACCUUUCUGAAGCUGCGAGGAGCCAGCUCACAGAGGGUAAGACUGGGUUUGCCAUUGCCAUCAAUCUGAUGUAUGGCAUGGCCUCACUGUCCAGCACGUUUGCAUUGCUGCUUGUAACUGAGUCCUCCAUCAAGUCAAAGCACGUGCAGCAGGUCAGCGGCGUCUACCUCUCCAACUUCUGGUUCUCUGCACUGCUGUGGGACCUGAUCAACUUCCUGCUUCCGUGCCUCCUCAUGCUGGUUGUAUUUCAGGCGUUCGGAGUUGAGGCUUUUGUUGCGGAUCACCACCUAGUCGACGUUCUCCUGAUACUUGUCCUGUACGGCUGGGCCAUCGUGCCUCUGAUGUAUCUGCUCAGCUUCCUGUUUUCCACUGCUGCCACUGCCUACACACGCCUCACUAUCUUCAAUAUGAUCUCCGGCACUGCCACGUUCCUGGCAGUCACUAUCAUGGCCAUCCCAGAAUUGAACCUUGUGCACCUGUCACACUUGUUGGAUAAGGUCUUCCUGAUCUUCCCCAACUACUGCCUGGGCAUGUCAUUCAGCCAGUUCUACCAGAACUAUGAAUUUAUAAAGUUCUGCACCUCAAGUCCCAUGAGCGAAACAAUCUGCAAAUACCUAAACAUCACAUACCAAACAAACUUCUUUUCGAUGUCAGAGCCUGGUGUGGGUCGUUUUCUGGUCUCCCUCUCUGUGCAGGGCGUCGUCUUCAAUGCGCUGCUGUUUGUCAUCGAGCUGCAGUGUGUCCGCACCGUCUGCAGACUCUUUACCUCUCUGGGCAGAAGACGCAAACAGAUGCCUCUCUUAGAUGAUGCAGCGUUCCUCCCUGAGGACCGGGAUGUGGCUGAGGAGAGGAAGCGGGUCCUGGAGUGCCAGCCGGUGGUGGAGUCCAUGGUGGGCAGCCCCCUCAUACUGCAUGAGCUCAGCAAAGUUUACAGCAGUGGGGAGAACCUCCUGGCUGUAGACAGACUGUCGCUGGCUGUAGGGAAGGGGGAGUGUUUUGGCCUCCUGGGCUUCAACGGGGCAGGGAAGACCACAACGUUUAAGAUGCUGACGGGUGAUGAGAGCGUUACUUCAGGAGACGCAUACAUAGACGGCUACAGCAUCCUGAGGGACAUUAAAAAGGUACAGCAGCGCAUAGGUUACUGUCCUCAGUUUGAUGCGGUGCUGGACCACAUGACAGGAAGAGAGACGCUGAGCAUGUACGCUAGGCUGAGAGGAAUCCCAGAGAAGUAUGUACCGGGCUGUGUGGAGAACGUCCUGAGGUCAUUGCUGCUGGAGCCUCAUGCUGAUAAACUGACCCGCAGCUACAGCGGUGGUAACAAGAGGAAGCUGAGUGCAGGAAUGGCUCUGAUUGGUGGACCUCCAGUCAUCUUCCUGGAUGAGCCUUCCACAGGGAUGGACCCUGUGGCCCGGAGGCUGCUGUGGGACGCAGUCACACGCACCCGGGAAUCUGGGAAAGCCAUAAUAAUCACUUCUCACAGCAUGGAGGAGUGCGAGGCGCUUUGCACCAGGCUGGCAGUGAUGGUUAACGGUCAGUUCAAGUGCCUCGGGAGUCCCCAGCAUCUGAAGAGCAAGUUUGGCAGCGGCUACACCCUCUUGGCUAAAGUACACAGGGAGGAUGAUUUGGAGGACAGCGACCUGCUGCUUUUUAAAGACUUCAUUGAAAGUACCUUUCCAGGAAGCCAAAUCAAAGAUGAGCACCAGGGAAUGGUUCACUACCACCUCACUGAUAAAACACUAACCUGGGCGCAGGUGUUUGGCACUUUGGAGGCAGCCAAAGAGAAGUACCGCAUUGAAGACUAUUGUGUGAGUCAGAUAUCCUUGGAGCAAGUCUUCCUGAGCUUUGCUCAGUUCCAGCACUGCACACAGACUGACAGGAAGUAGGUGAAAGGAACAGGAAUUCCCUCCAGACCAGUCUGGAAGAAAACCGGUGGAAGCAAAAACCAGUGUCUAGACCACCAACGCUAACAUAGUGGGCGGUCCACUCUGAAACCUCAUCAUUUCUUCUACUUCAUGAGACAUUGUUGGGUCAUUCACACUGUUUGUUGUCGCCGUGUGAAGUUAGGAACACUGACUCUCAUCGUAGCUUGUGGGGUGUUGAUUAUACCAAGUAAUGAACUCUUAGAUCUGCACCUUUUUAAUUGAAUCAAACUCGAUAACGACCUUCAACCGCUACACCAAACUGUGCGUUAAAGGGUCAAUGCGUGUGUGUUUAAUAUUUGUAAAGUUUUCGUUUCUCUUAUUUAUGACUUUUAUUACUUGUUUCCGAGAUUUUGUGCUGAUUUUCAUCACAGGAGAAUGAACCACUCUGAUGAUUGUGAAGUUGUGGUGCACCUUCAAGCCUUAUCCACGAAAACUUUUCUUUUUAGGUUUCCUUGAACAAAAGGAUCCAAAUACAGAAAAAACCUCUUGUCGUUGCCAAUUGCACCUAACGGCGCUCAGUUCAAGACUGUUUUCAAUGUAAUGUAAAAAGGAAGUCGGAAUGAGGGAGAGUUGUAGGUUGCAGGGAAUCAAUAGAUGUUGAAGAGUGAUCCUCAGAUUACAUUUAAUCAUUGCUGAAUGCAGUCAGUGCUUCAGUUCCUGUAAAUCAAAGCAUCGUUAGCAAUGUGCAACAACAAGGAGGUUAAUAAUUACAAUUCAGGAUGGAGAUUGGCUCUGAUUCCUUAAUGCACUUUGAAAACCAAGAGAGAGCUAAUUUUCAAUAAACGGGAAAAUGUAUCACCCAGCAAUGAUCGAAUAUUACUACUAAGAAAGCCAAGCUUUUGUCUGGGAAAUUUUAGUUACCCCUGUUUUUAACCCCUCUUCUUAAGCUCUUGGUUACACAUUAAAGCUCAAUUUAAAGCAUGUUAACAUUAAUACAUUCCUAGAGUAAAAUCUCUACAAGGAUGUAUGUUUUAUCUAGAAAUAUUAAGAUAUACUUUUAUCGUUUUUUAAAAGUAAGAGUUUGGAUUUCCAAAUAUAGUCUCCUGGAUUUCCACAGUCUCAAUAUUACAAACCAGGACAAAUAAACAGAAUGUUUCCUCAUACUCGGACAAACUAAUCACUUCAGCGGUGUAAUGAAUGUACGUCCUUCCAUGCCGUCCGACUUUAACCUUUUAAUUUAUACUUUUAAGGACUUCUUUAUAUUUUUUAGUGCACUUCAUUCCUGUAAUGCAAAUGACUUGAAAAGGUUAUACAGCAUGAAUAUGUGAAAUACGUGCACUGCUAGUGUUGUAACGAUCAAGUCCUGCUGAAGAAUGGCGUGUCAUAUUUUAUAAAAAGGGAAUUCACAUCAUCGCAGCUGUGUGUUGUACUGUACCAUGGAACUGAACCUGUCAUAUCUCUGUGUAUCGCUGUCCUUUUUAAAUUAAAUAAAGCUCUCAAUGCAAAUGAGGGCAAACGCCUGA
Molecule: messenger RNA, 6991 nt
Organism: Cyprinodon tularosa
Lineage: Eukaryota; Metazoa; Chordata; Actinopteri; Cyprinodontiformes; Cyprinodontidae
Gene: abca3b
Product: ATP-binding cassette, sub-family A (ABC1), member 3b
Exons: 31
Coding region: 363-5489 (1708 amino acids)
Biological process (GO): transmembrane transport; lipid transport
Cellular component (GO): membrane; intracellular membrane-bounded organelle
Molecular function (GO): ATP hydrolysis activity; lipid carrier activity; ATP binding
Source: RefSeq, a predicted model, not a curated record